Drosophila guanche is the source of this 5847-nucleotide messenger RNA. RefSeq lists its product as uncharacterized. NCBI's taxonomy places the organism in Eukaryota, Metazoa, Arthropoda, Insecta, Diptera, Drosophilidae. Bases 1358 to 5518 code for a protein of 1386 amino acids. The transcript is spliced from 14 exons. Gene Ontology annotation, molecular function: serine-type endopeptidase activity; protein binding. Gene Ontology annotation, biological process: proteolysis. Gene Ontology annotation, cellular component: membrane. The record is from RefSeq and is a predicted model, not a curated record.
CCCUGUCGUGGGCUCCUCUUUUGAUUUCUCUAUGUCGUGGGAAACAGCACGUGCUAUCCGAGUGCGGCGCGUGCAGCAGCAGCUGUUGUGGCCAGCAGCAAAAACAAGGAGCGCAGCGGCAUCACCAUCCUCGAAGUAGGAGCACCAGCAGCAGCAGCAGCAGCAGCAGCGGCAGUGAAAGGAAAGCAAAGCAAAGUAGGAGGAGGCUGGACUAAGAGGAAGUGCUGAAUCGGAGCGUUUAUGUAAAGGAAGGAGAAGAACAAGGUGAAAUUUGAGACACAUAACUAGAAGAGGAGGCAGAGGUUCGUCAAAAAAUACAACAGAUUAAAGAGAAGCAAAGGAACGAACGAUUAAUUUGAAUUGAGGAGUGUUUUUCACUGAGAAUGUGACAAUAAAUAUAAAUUUGCCUUAACCUGCACCUUGUUAUUCGCACCUGGAUUAUACAUACACACACAUACUCGUUUGUGUUAGCUGCUGGAAACCGUUAUUUUUGGAUUGCAGAGAAAGAGAAGCCAGCCACAAAAGCCAUUGACAGCCAAACAGCACAGCGAGUAAUCAAAGUUAAUUUACCAAUACAAGAGCAUCGAAUGCUGCAUGCCAUGGAUGUAUGUACACGUCGGAGCUACUCACAUAUACAAGUAUCAGCGGGCACAACGUGUCGAGAACACGUAAAUUCUAUUUACGCAAAAUAAUACUAAACAAAGCAACAACAGCGACAAGAAGAGCCAAGCCAAAUAAAAGGAAUACGAGGCUUCGAGCGCCAGAAAGUAGGCAACAGAAGCCACAGCAUCAGCAGCAAAGCAGCGCAAACAGGAUACUUAAAAUAUACACACGCACUUUAGCAAACACACAAACACACAAACACACACACACGCAUAUACAUACAUAUAUACUGUCGUCCUGGUGCCUGCUCAACGUCAACUUAAAUUGUAUUGCCUGUGUCUGUGUGAGUUCAUAUUUUUGCACAUGCCCUUGCCCCAGCCCUUGCUCCUCACCACCCGGGCAAGCAGCCGCCCAGCCAACCGACACACACACACACAACUUGUGAGCAAAGCACGAAAUAAAUAUAAAAUAGACCCGAAACAACAACAGUCACUGCUGCGCGCUGCCGCUGAGGUGUUUUGGCCCGAGGCGACGGGCGCAAAGCAAACACACAGCAUCGAAAAAAAGAUACAGAAGAAAGAUGCCCGAAUGCUGGACAGAGAUUGAUGCUGGCUGCCGCCGUCGUAAAGCAACAAAGCCAACAACAGCAACAACAACAACAGCAACAACAAAAACAGCAACAACAAAAACAACAACAGCAACGAUAAAGAGAGAGACAAGCGACGGCAAUUGAGAAAUCUUAAACGAAUAAGCCAUGAACGCACUCGACAUGAAUAAACAAUUUCUGAGCGUCUCCCAGGAGCAGCAUCCGCACUCGGACGACGACCAGCACAGUCGCUCACGCUCGGAGCGUGCCUCCAGCCUUGCGCUGCCUCUCAACUCCCUGCUGGACUUUUACGACAAGCAGCAGGAGCAGUGCAAGUCCGUCACCCUGCUGCCACUGCCCAGCAACAGCAACAGCCACAGCAGCAGCAGCAGCAGCAGUAGCAGCAUCGUGCGACGCCACUCCUCCCACUAUUACCCCAUGCUCGAGGAUAAGCAGAAGUCGUCGCAGCUGGCUCACGAGGCCAAUGAAAUGCUGGACCUGAAAUACGGCAAGUGCGCGCCAAUGGGAGGAGCCAUCGGGACAGCCAAGGCCAAGCAGCAGCUGGUACGUGUGGAUACGCCAGUCACGCCACCGCCGCCCAUACCGCGACGCAUGCUGCGAGGCAAGUCUGGCUGGCCGCCGCAGCCGAGUCCGGCCGGACACGAAGGCGCCCACGGCAUUGGCACCGUGUUUGUUUAUCCGCAGCCAGCAAACGUGACCACAGAGGCGGCCGGGGUGCAAUCAGCACUCCUUGUUGACAUAGCCACACGUCCGGCGUACGGAUACACGGAUGCCGAUGGUAUUUCCGAUGACGACCGCAUGAGCCUGGAGAACUCGGUGUUCGAUGAGUCGCUGACCUCCACACCUGUCAAGGUCGCCGGCUACCAUGCCAGUCGGUACGCCGGGCUGGGCCACAUGACUAAGCGAGCUCAGCGCUCCUCCAGCAGCACCGUGGACUCCGCCUACGGCUCCUCGGGUGGGCACAGCGAGCGCUUUGCCUCCAGCUCGACCAGUGUCGAUUUUCGCAGCCGCUUCUCCUCGGUGGACACACAGUCCUCGCUCGACGAGAAGCCCUCGUCCAUCUCCAUUGACUCGCCCCUGGCCAAGGACACGUUCCGGCUGGAGCGCGACCGAGAACGAGCCGUCGUCGGCAACGAUGUCAUGCACAAGCUCAACAACAACAAUCUCAGCCUCGGCCUCGGUGUCGAGCUGGCCAGCAACAACAAUAUCGUCGUCAACAACAGCAGCAGCAGCAGCAGCAGCACCACCACCAAGCUACCGACGGUGCCGGCCCGAAAGCAGCCACCAGUGAAGAUUUCUACUCCGUGCAGCGGCAACAGCAACAACUCGGGGGGCGAGUCCAACAAGGAAACAAGCAGCGUUUCCGCAUCGGCCUCCACAUCGUCCGCCGCAUCGGCUGGCUCCAGUACCAUAUCCAGUGGCACCAUGUCAUCCAUGUCGCUGGGCUUGGGCAUGGGGCCCGCGCCCUCGCCCUCGCCCUCGCCCGCGACCGCGUCCAGUCAAGUUGCUGUGGCCGCUGCUGGCAAUCCAAACCUCAGCCAAAAACGUCCAGGACCACCGGAGCCACCACAGCGAAUGAACAGCUCUUUUGAUUCCGUGGACAGUACUCCCAGGGUGCACGCGGCACCGCCUUUGACUGUGCGCAACAAACUGAGAGGCAACAAGCCGCCGCCGAUUGUCUACCCGAAGAUGCAGCAGCGCCAGGACUCGACCCUGUCCAGCGACAGCUACUCCAUCAGCUCUAGUCCCGGCUACAACUCGAAGCUGAUGGAGGUGCCGCUCCUGCCCUUGGCAGCGUCUAGCCAGAGUGGGCGCAAGAGCAACAAUCCGGGCACGGCCCAGCGCCAGCAGACUUCGCUCAUGGACAUGGCGCCCACACGGUUCGGCAAGCACACGCUGCCGGCAGUGCCGCCGCCGCGGGGAAAGAUUAAUUUCCGCCAGGACUCGACCAUUUCCAGCGAUAGCUUCAGCCAGACGUCCAGCCCCGGCUACAACUCGAAACUCAUGGAAGCCCCACUUCUGCCCUCCUUGUCGGCAAAGCGGCUGUGCAGCGCCCCGGCUCCGAUUGUCUGCCGCCAGGGAGUGCAGCACGAGCCCAUCGAGGAGCUGGAGCCACCGCAGACGCAUUCGCCACUGAACAAGGCGAGUGCACCGCCCAGCAGCCUGCAGACGAUUGUGCGCUUCCAGAACGGAGCACCCCACACCAUGUCCUUGCAGCACCAGAUAAUCAACCGACGCAAGAGCUCCAAUCCGUACAUCACCAACGGACGCUUGAAGUUCCGCCUGUUCCAGAUACUGAUCAACGCCUUCGCCCUGCUGGCCAUUGCCGGGGGACUGGCCGCGUACUUCAAUGCCUAUCCGACCAUCAAGUUCGUGAACAAGACCAUCAUCAACACCAUCCACGUGGAGGAGAACUCGAGCUUUGGCAAGAACCCCGCCCCCGGCACCUGUCUGCCCAUCAUCGUGCGCUUCUGCCAGGGCUCACAGAUACCCUACAACUACACGGUCUUCCCCAACUACAUCGGGCACUUCGGUCAGCUGGAGACGCAAGUGGACCUGGACUCGUAUGAGGCCCUGGUAGACGUCCGCUGCUACGAGCUCGUCUCCCUAUUCCUGUGUACGCUCUUCGUGCCCAAAUGCGGUCAGAGUGGUGCCACAGUGCCACCCUGCAAGACACUCUGCACGGAGACAAUGCGCCGAUGCGGCUUCUUCUUCGAUGUGUUUGGGCUGAGCCUGCCGGAGUAUCUGAACUGCAAGCUCUUUAAGGACUUCCCCAGCGCUGAGGACUGCGUGGGUCUGGAGGAGGUGCGUGACGUUAUGAUAGCGGCCUCGAAUCCCAGAUGCGAUGGCUUCCAGUGCGACCAGAACCGCUGCCUGCCGACGGAGUACGUCUGCGAUGGCCACCUCGAUUGCAUGGACCAGACGGACGAGGGAAGCUGCGACCGGUGCGGCCAGGACGAGAUCUACUGUGGAGACAACCAGUGCAUUGGAACCAAGCACAUCUGCGAUGGCAUCAUCGACUGUCCGUACGGCCAGGAUGAGCGCAAUUGCCUGAGGCUGAGUGAGCGGAAUGGGGAUGUGGGGGCCGGGGUGCUGGAGGUCUACCGCAUCGGUCAGCGCCAGUGGAUGCCGGCUUGUGUGAAGAACUGGGAUCGGGCCGUCUCCCCUAGCGCCGUGUGCUCCAUCCUUGGCUACUCGGCCGUGAACGCCACCAGUGUCCUAACUCAGCGCACACAUCGUCCGCUGCUGGCCUCGGUGAACGUCUCCACAGACAUCUGGAAGAUGUACGCCAAGCGACGCUCCACCCUGAUGCAGGAGUUUGCCAACUGCAAGAAGACCGAGGACUAUCCCAUGGCCGAGCUAACUUGCUCCAACUAUGAGUGCGGCAGGGUGAAGCGUGGACGCCACAAGCCCUCUAGGCGGAUCAUUGGGGGCAGUCAGGCCAAUCCCGGCAAUUGGCCCUUCCUCGCCGCCAUUCUGGGUGGGCCCGAGAAGAUCUUCUACUGCGCCGGCGUCCUCAUAUCCGAUCAAUGGGUGCUCACUGCCUCCCACUGCGUUGGCAACUACACCGUCAUCGACCUGGAGGACUGGACCAUACAGCUGGGGGUGACGCGACGCAACUCCUUCACAUACACUGGCCAGAAGGUUAAGGUGAAGGCGGUCAUUCCACAUCCGCAGUACAACAUGGCCAUUGCCCACGACAACGACAUUGCGCUUUUCCAGCUGGCCACGCGUGUAUCCUUCCACGAGCAUCUGCUGCCCGUCUGCCUGCCGCCGCCGAGCGUGAGGAAUCUCCACUCUGGAACCCUGUGCACCGUCAUCGGAUGGGGCAAGCGCGAGGAAAAGGACCCCAAGUCAACGUACGAGUUCAUAGUCAAUGAGGUGCAGGUGCCCAUCAUCACGCGCAACCAGUGCGAUGAGUGGCUCGACAACCUCACCGUCUCGGAGGGCAUGGUAUGCGCCGGCUUCGACGAUGGCGGCAAGGAUGCCUGUCAGGGCGAUUCGGGUGGUCCUCUGCUCUGUCCGUAUCCGGGGGAGAAGGACCGCUGGUUUGUUGGCGGCAUUGUGUCGUGGGGCAUAAUGUGCGCCCACCCAAAGCUGCCCGGCGUUUACGCGAAUGUGGUGCAGUAUGUGCCGUGGAUCCAGGAGCAGAUGCAAAAGCAUGCGCGACCCAUCGCCGAGGAGCGUGUCAACAAGUAUGAUUUGCAUCCGGGCGGCCCCGACAUGCUCUCCAAAAUAGCCACGGAUCCCAUGCGGAACGGGAAGCCCUAUUAUUACACUCACGGCAAGGUCAUGACCCAUGACUAAACGCAAAUACACGUAUAGCAGAUGUCAUGUAUAUGAUGGGAAUAAGGAGAGCGAUGAGAUGCACGAGGGACAUUAGAGGACAGAGGCAGGAAACGGUUGAGCAAAGCAUUUGUGCAUCAGCGGUCAUCAGCUGCACACUCUGACGGGUGGCGGCGAGUGACGGAGAGGAUAUAUUUUGCUACUGAACUUACGGUAACGUAAACCGAUUUGAUCAUGUGUCAAUUGCCGAAUUUAUUUGUCAAUUUUUUUACAAAGAGAUUUCUAUGCACCCAAAAAAGAGCAAGCAAAGCAAAACCAAAGAUAAUCCAAACCAAACCAAACCAAACCAA